Messenger RNA from Racocetra fulgida, 571 nucleotides. The record is from the annotation of a GenBank genome assembly. NCBI's taxonomy places the organism in Eukaryota, Fungi, Glomeromycota, Glomeromycetes, Diversisporales, Gigasporaceae.
AUGUCAAAUAUUCCUGUACCAAGUACUUCAAAAAGAACUUCAAGUGAUAUGGCUAACCAAAUUAGUAAAAAGACUAAAUCGAAAAUUAAUCGUACUAAAAAUAAAUUAGAAAUCGUAAAAGAUACUAAUGAAGAUAGUUACAACAACGAAGAAACUGAGAAAGUACUAGUUAUGGUUUGUCAAUAUAAAGAUACACCAACCUCUCCUUCUUGUGGUACAACAUAUAUACGAAAAGAUUCUUCAACUGGUAAUGCAAUAUCUCAUUUACGUUCAAAACAUGAUAUUAAUUUUUCAAAUAAUGAAACAGUAUUUGAUGAUAAUAAUACAAACGAAGAAGCAAAAAAUCCAAAUACUCCAUUAAAUUGCAAUGGGCUUAUUGAUACAAUUCAAGAAACCUUAAAUAUGGCUAUGGAUCAUUAUUGGAAAGAUCUUACAGCACCACAAUCUCUUCUUCCAAGUAUUUUGGAUCCACGAAUCAAAAAUUUGAUUCUUGUUAAUCUUAAAAAACCCCAAAUUGCAGUAUUUAAUGAAGUUAGCGAAUAUUUAAAAUUGGAGGAAAUUGAUUUUGAAA